AUGUCGGACUCAGCCAAGGUGACGGGAACCAGCGCCAGUCACGCCGUGCUCGAGGGCCCUCCACCGGAUGGCCCCGUCUCGGUCGGCGGUCGCACGAUGCAACAUCAAAAUAAACUACCCCAUCUGCCGAUCCCGCCAUUGGAAGACACGAUGAAGCGAUAUCUCCGCGCUCUCGAAGGACUACAGGUCAGUGUCCGUGCAAGCUCCGUGGCGGCCGGGUGACGUCGUCUGCGCAGGCGCCCCACACCCCAUUCAAGCCCAAGUGCACCUCGCUCGCGGGCUGACCCGAACAAAUUCGUGUUGUUGAGGCCAUCUGGCUCCCCGCUCCUCGCUCUUGCUUACCCCUCUAUGCAUACGAACAGGGUCCAGUCGAGCAUGCACGUACCAAGAAAGUCGUACACGACUUCUUGCACAAGGAGGGCCCCGCACUGCACAAGGACUUGCUCGAGUAUGCCUCGACCCGAGCCAGCUUCAUCGAGGAGUUCUGGACUGAGAGCUACUUGUCGCAUUCGGAUUCGGUCGUGCUCAGCCUCAACCCUUUCUUUAUCCUCGAGUGAGUUGAUCGAAGCUGGUUUCCGAAAGGGAGACCAGCCUCGGAGGUACUGAAGCAAGUCGAGCUCACGAACUCAUCCCGUAUGCUCGGCCGUGUUCCAAAGAGACGAUCCAACUCCUGCUCGAGGCAACCAAUUGAUGCGAGCAAGUUCACUCAUCCUCGCCAGUCUGGGGUUCGUCCACGACUUCAGGACCGGCCAGUUGGAGCCCGAUGAAUUCCGAGGAACGCCUUGUACGUCACCCGUCUCCUGUCUUUGCUCCAGUAUCAUGGUUCGUGCUGACUCACGAUGCGUCUCCACGACGGUGCUUCUCAGUGGACAUGAGUCAAUACGCCAAGCUCUUUGGUACCGCGCGGGUCCCAACGAGGUGAGUUGAACGCUGCCUUUCUAUAACUACGACUGGUACCUUAAUCGGUUCGUACCCGACACGUUUUCAGGACUGGGUGCAAAAUGCAAGUCGAUCCCGAGUCUAGGCAUAUCGUCGUUAUGGCCCGCGGUCAAUUCUACUGGUUCGAUGUGAGCUCAACCCCAUCUGGGACCGGAACUUCACAGAUCUGGACCCGUGUUGACCCCCCACUGGCUGUGCAUUCAGGUCCUUGACUCGAAGAACCGGCCUUGCCUCACGGAGCGGGCGCUGCUCUCUAACUUGACCGCGAUCGUUUCGGACGCGGCACGAACCCCUCGCAAUCAAGUCGCACAAUCCGCUCUGGGAGUGCUGAGCACAGAGCGUCGAGCAAUCUGGGCAGGUCACCGUGAGCGACUGAUGAGCGACCAAGGCAAUUCGAUGUGCCUCGAUGUGCUCGACAAGGCUCUGUUCGUUGUCUGCCUCGAUGAUGCGAAUCCGGGGACCGCAAGUGAGAUCGCGACAAACAUGCUUUGUGCGUUUUCCUACCGUGGAUGCUCUAGCUCCUGCUGUACGCGUGCUUGACCCUGACCAACGCCAUGCGGCUCAUUGACGAUUGCAGGCGGAACGUACAAGUUAGAGAAAGGCGUUCAAGUCGGCACCUGCACCAACCGCUAUUACGAUAAGGUUGGUACAGUGUAAUCCAGUCGUUUUCCGCUGUCCGAUGCUACCAUGCUGAUUUGACUUGGACUGAUUCUGAGCUAUAUAGCUCCAAAUUAUUGUAGCCGAGAACGGCGCUGCUGGAAUCAACUUUGAGCACUCGGGGGUUGACGGACACACCGUGCUCCGCUUCGUCGCCGACGUCUACACGGAGCUGAUUCUCCGAUUUGCGAAAUCGAUCAACUCGGCUUCCUCUACGCUGUUCAAAGCCAAAGUUUCGCCCUGGGCAACCGGUGGAGGUAAGAAGCUUCCAGCGAAGGGUCAGAGUGACGAAGCACCCGAAGACAUCGACACCGCACCCAAGAAGCUCGAAUGGGUCAUGACUCCCGAUCUCAAAGUUGCUGUUCGCUUUGCUGAGACUCGCCUCAGCGAUCUGAUUUGUUCGAACGAGGCCGUUGCGCUGGAAUUUGAAGUGUAUGGCAAGAAUGCGAUUACGCAGCAUGGAUUUUCCCCCGACGCUUUUGUGCAAAUGGCAUACCAAGCGGCAUACUUCUCGCUCUAUGGAAGAACAGAAUCGACGUACGAACCGGCGAUGACGAAAUCGUUUUUGCACGGUCGCACGGAGGCAAUCAGGCCGGUCACUCCGGAGUAGGUCAAGCUCCGCUCGAGAUUCCCAUACAGAGCCUGCAUGUUGCUCAUCGCGUACUCUGGCUAUCCUUCAACCCUCAGGUCUGUUGCCUUUGUCAAGACAUUCUGCUCUGACGCCCCCCCGCGGGACAAGAUUAACGCCCUUCGUGCUGCUUGCAAAGCCCACACCGAAUUGACCAAAGCCUGCUCGAAAGGUCUCGGUCAAGAUCGUGUUCUCUACGCGAUGUAUUGCCUUCAUCAGCAACGGAUGCAGCAAGACAAAGAAGAACGCUCCAAGAAUGGGCAUGCACCGAACGGGGCCGAGGGCUCGGGCUCGGAUUUGGACUUCGAUUCUGACGAGCCGCUCGGUGCGGAUGGAGUUAGCAUCACGAAGUCUGUACCGGCUUUGUUCAAGGAUUCGGGGUACGCCACACUCAACGCUUCAAUCCUGUCGACUUCGAACUGUGGCAACCCCGCGCUGCGCCUGUUCGGUUUUGGGGCAGUUACCCCUGAUGGCUUUGGAAGUGAGCUCUUUCGGCACGUUCUGCGUUCUUGCGCGCUGUUCCUGUAUUGAUCCAUAAAUCUUCAUCCAACUUCCGCGUUCCACAGUCGGAUACAUCAUAAAAGACGACUCUAUCGCUUUCUGUGCCGCAUCUAAACAUCGUCAGACCCAGCGCUUCCUCGAUUCCCUCCGACAGUACUUCAUCGAGGUCUAUCGCAUGAUGCGACAGCUCCACGCUGAAGCGAACCGCAAGCCUAACUCGGUCUUUGUCGAUCAUUUCGUGGGCGAGGUUGAUGCUAGGAGCGGGAAACCAAUGUCGAGUCAUCUGAGGUCGGGAUCCAUCGAUCUUGAAGAAAGCGACUUCGCUGGAUAUGGUUUCUACGGCGAACUUGAUGAGAGCGUCGAGAGGAUGCUGGAUUCGCAAAGAAAAGUUGCUCGGGGUAAGGUUGCACCGGGGACACGGAUUCAGACCGUCGAAUUGUGA
Molecule: messenger RNA, 3167 nt
Organism: Microbotryum saponariae
Lineage: Eukaryota; Fungi; Basidiomycota; Microbotryomycetes; Microbotryales; Microbotryaceae
Source: the annotation of a GenBank genome assembly